Messenger RNA from Trypanosoma brucei brucei TREU927, 3174 nucleotides. RefSeq lists its product as hypothetical. The record is from RefSeq and is a predicted model, not a curated record. The coding region runs from base 1 to 3174 and encodes 1057 amino acids. NCBI's taxonomy places the organism in Eukaryota, Euglenozoa, Kinetoplastea, Trypanosomatida, Trypanosomatidae. The transcript has a single exon.
AUGCCUCGAAAGAGGAAUCCGUCCUCUGCGAAUGACAAAGAACAUCCUCUAAUUGACAGGGUUUCUACGGAAGGUGAUCCCCAGUUGGCGUUUGAUUUGUAUGUCGGGACUAACGUAGGGCACGUUUCGUCGCCCAAAUCAGACGCUGGCCCUCGCUUUCACUCCCUCUUAGAACACGAGGGAGAGGAACCAGCUAAAUCAGGUGCUGAGUCAUCUGCCAUGGGGGUAGAGCCAGCAGCCGCUACAGGAAAGCGGAAAGGAACCGAAAACUUGCUGGACCUUAUGGAAGGGGAUGGUGACUCAUCUGCGAACAACACGACAUCACUUUCGCUGCACCAGAUAGGUAACGUCAGUUUCACAUACCCAUGUGUCGAUCAGGUCUCGCGGUAUCGCGAGAUGAAAUACGACGGGGAAAAAACGGUGUCGCACGACUUCAAUGGAACAGAGGAGUCCUACCGACAAGGCGAAGAGCAAUUGCCGCUUAAUUCACAGGAAAGUGUAACAGUUGAUGGAGUCAAUACUUUUCUCACCCAGGACACGGGCAUUACUGUCUCACAGUACGUUUCCGCAUUUGCUUCAAAUUCGACGUCACCUAGGUUAUCGCCUGUUGCAUUAGGUGCUUUGGUGUCUGCAACACCACUGGUUUCCAACCGAGCAGCGUCCUGCGAGCGGGCUGGGAGUCAAGUUAGCGUUGUAUUGUCCCCUCUCUCACGACCAUUGUCUCUUGCUCUGGAGACCCCGUCGUCAACUUGUAUCUCCGUACGUGGAUCCUCAACACGCAGUAGUGCGCCACCACAGCAUCUGUCGAGGAUGUCAAAUUCACCGACCACGUACCAACAGCACUUUCCCCUAACGCGAAGCCGUGAUGAGGCUAGAGAAUUAACGGUCUCGACUUUCACGUGGAACAGCUCCGGGGUGCUUGAUGGAGGGAAGGAGCAUGGCACAUCCUCGAUGCAUAGCGUAGACUCGUUGGCUUGUAUCCAACAGCAGCGGAGUCUUUCAACUCAUGCGAGGGUGGGAAGUGGUGAAAGCGAUAUAUUUCCGCACCCAUCGGAGAGCAUGGAUUCGGACAUACGUGUCGAAAAGGGACGUGACCCUUCGCUGAAGGGCAAUUUAGCCUCCCUAAAUAGGUCUUCUCCGCGUGAUACACAACCGCUACUUGACGAUGUGAAAGCACCCAGUGCCCCACCGGUUCAAAUUAUGCACAGGCCACCCACGGUGCCAAAUCGUACGCUGAAGAGAAACUAUGAAGAUGUCGCUCUGAGCAGCGGAGGUGAAGGCAGUGAUGAUUUUUACGAAGACUUCAACGAUUUCGCAGACGAUGGAGAGGGUAGUGGUGAUGACUUUGGUGAGCCCGAUAGCCGGUUCCAGUCGCACCACUCAAUGCAGCACCGACAGCGGCUCUUUGCCCCACUCAUGUCUAGAUGGCGUACUUCACGGCGCUGUGCUUCGAGAAGUUCAUACAAGCGGUCAAAGCGUUUAGCCGGGGGCAGUAGCGCUGCGGGUGAUGGUUGGAACUUGGCUGAACGGCUCGAGCAACUCGAGCAGAUCCGUGUUACUAACUUUGAGGCGCUUGAAGAGCGGAAGCAGCACCAGCAGAACCAGCAAAGCGCAGCAACGGGCACGGGGGAUGCGCGCGCGGAGAAGCACAAGCCAAGGAGGGCUCCACACGCUACCAGUGGGAGCGGCAGUAGCACCAAUGACGAUUGCACAGCCUAUAGUCCGGCCAGUAUGAGCCCUAACGUUGAGAAGUCCAAGAGAUCCCGUACUGCAGCUGAAGUUGACCUCACCAUUACACCCCGCGUAGGGAAUCAAACAGGAAGAUCACUUCGGUCUCUGUCCACCCCUAGCAGUAGCAGGACGUUAGAUAACAAUAUCGUCAAGGAAAGCGGUAAGGUUUCCAGUGACGGUGAACGAGCUGCAUGCGAGCCGACUGGGGAACUGAAUGAUGUGAACGAAUACAGUAUUGUCAGCUACUGUGAUUCUUCAAACAGAGGAACUACCGGUGAGGCAAGCCCUGAUGAUGACAGAUACAACGAUGAUCACAAGAUGCUGCUACCAGCACUCGGCUCGAUUGAACCCGAAGACCAUCUACCCAACAGCGGGGGUAGCUGCCGCCGUUCGUGGGGAUCAAGCAAAGGGACACGAUCUGCACCUCACGUGCUUCUUAAACGAACCCCACGCUCGACAACGCUUUCUUAUCAUCGCACGACGAGUGUGGUGGCGUCGCUACUCCAAAAGCUCAUGGUCCAGGAUUCCGGGAAGAUCUCCAUAAAGCUAAAUCAAAGCCAUAGUACGCUUGGCUUAGCAGAUAGUAAGGAAUUAACCUCACCCUCAAAACAAAAUGAGCAGCAAAAACGUGGACGGCGUCGGCAAUUUGCACGGUGGAAAGAUCGCACGAAGAACCUUGCUACUGUGUCGCGGAAGGUGAACAAUUCCAAUGGAGCAGCUGCUCCGGUAGUUGCGUGUGUAAAAACAGCCGGACGUGUGCCAGUUCCCGCGAGUGUUCCACUUGAAGCACCCACGACAACCAUCGUGUCCCCCGGGGCACCCGUCACUUAUGCAGCCACGCCUCACGUGGAGAAGUCCACAGAGAAACAUGUCCCCCGUAACACGCCCGUUCACGAACGGGGGAAGGACAGACGGCGCGAUGGUUGUCACUUCUCACCAUCCCGUGGCGAGUCAGGGACAAAGCCGUCGCAAUCAUUAACGUUUGCCCUUGUAGGUCAAGCAACAAAAGUUGGAAUUCGCCUCGCCGUAAGCGGUGGAUGUAAUGGUAAUGUUACUACGACUCAGUCUGCUACACCAAUGACCGCCCGACCUGUAUGUGGCAGACGUUACCGGACAACAACUUGCAGCUCCAACUUCCAGUCAUCGUCGGCGACGGCUGGAGUGUUAGCAACCGCCAACAAGCGUUCGUCAGGUUGCUUCCAAACCACACGGCCUAGAAACGUCGCACCAGGAGGCAAUGUCGCCGGCCCGUCACCCUCCAGUGGUAGUGGUGGUGCAGCGUUCUUCCAGUCGCAAGCUACAGGAAUAGGCUCGCGUACCUGCGGCAAGUCAAUGCAACUUUCCGUGUUAAGCUGUAUGGAACAGCAUCAAGCGACAACUCGCGCCGGCCCUCGCGAAGUUUCACCCCUCAGCAUAAGAGGCUCACCAAGCGCGCAAUCGUAG